This is a messenger RNA of Alosa alosa (allis shad), 2620 nucleotides long. RefSeq names its product CD27 molecule (gene cd27). Gene Ontology annotation, molecular function: protein binding; antigen binding. NCBI's taxonomy places the organism in Eukaryota, Metazoa, Chordata, Actinopteri, Clupeiformes, Clupeidae. Gene Ontology annotation, cellular component: external side of plasma membrane; CD40 receptor complex. The coding region runs from base 1182 to 1913 and encodes 243 amino acids. The transcript has 7 exons. Gene Ontology annotation, biological process: positive regulation of isotype switching to IgG isotypes; immune response-regulating cell surface receptor signaling pathway; defense response to virus. The record is from RefSeq and is a predicted model, not a curated record.
UUGUGCUCUCAUUCUCUGUUAAUUAACAUAAUAACCUCCUUAUAGUAGCAUCACCGAGGGUCUGCACCAUUAAAGCGUGUGGUUACGCUGACAGUGGAGGGGUUGGUCACAGCAUGACCACAUGUUAUUUCUCAGAGUGAAGCAGCAGCUCUCAGCCUGAAACCUUUUAUAUAUAUAUAUAUAUAUAAUGCUGCAGAGAUGAUUCUGGAGGGCCGUUAGUUGAUUUGAGUCUGAUCUGAAAUGAAAAUGAGUAACCUGACUAGAAGUUUGCUAGUUGAUAGUGAGUCAGGCCAUUUGCGGGACAUCGAGGGGAGAGGGUCACAUGAGGUGAUGGCUGCUCAGUGAAAAUUCAGGUCAAGCCACAAAAGAAGAAGAAGAAAAAAGCAGUUCACAGCGCUUAUAAUUUUGGGUUGUCUUAGACAGAGACAGUGGCGGAGAAAGAGAGAGAGGGAGAGAGAGAGACCAAACAAAAGAUACGCCAGUCCUUAAGAACCCUGCUGACGACGCACUAUAGCCCGUUUUUUUGUUUAUCUCGCUUUAUCUGGGCGCCACUGGCAAAUACUGUCACCUCCCUUAACCCACAUGACAGCUAACAGCGAGUUAUCAGAUGAGUGAUCACCAUUUUGAAGUUGUUCUGCAUUUGAGUCAGAUGCUUAAGGAGAAACAAGACCCUCAGUUAGUGUAGAAGGUAACACAAAUGUAGGGGGGGGGGGGCAGUACCACUCUAGACUGUUUUGGAACGUUUAGGCUCAAUAAUCAGUUAAGAGUCAAAAUAUAGAGAGCCUGUGCUGCUCAUGGAAACAGUCUGGGGGAGGUGAAGUGGAGCUUGGAGGGCGCUUGCUUAGGUGCACUGUAGACAUGGUAGAGAUCAGUGGGGUCCCAGGGAGCUUUUGAGAGUUCAUAAAUGACUCAUCACUUGACAUUUCUGAUAAAGGAGUAAAAUGUGACUGCGAGAUAGCUCCAACUGUCAUACCUACUCAAUCUCACUCAGGGGUCUGGAUGAUCUGCUCUCGCCUGUGAUCCUCUUCUUCGGCUGCACACAGGUGUGUCUUAAGACGGAUGGUGAUUGCUGAUAGUGUACCUAUAAGGACUGAACACUAAAUCUUGGUCCUGUGAAGCUGUGCCCGGCACCUGGUGUUGAAGAGGUAACUUUGGAGGGGUGAAGACCCAAAGGUCCGAAGAUGAGGGUCUUCUGGAUUACUGUUCUCCUGUGGAACCUCAACCUCCCCUUCCUCCACUCACUCACUUGUGAUGAGCGCAAAGAGUAUCAAUGGCCUUCUGGAUCUCCCAACAAGUGCUGCAACAAAUGCAAACCAGGUGAGAUCAUGGCAGCUAGAUGCCGCGAAGGGUCCAGAAAUACAGAAUGCAAGCCGUGCAGCAAAGGAAUGUAUAUCAGUGUGUACAAUGCCUUGUCGCGUUGCGAUGCAUGCCAGACUUGCGGACUUGGCCAGGAGGAGCUCAAAGCUUGCACUACAUCGACAAACACUGAGUGUCGCUGCAUGCCGGGUCACAGGUGCAUAGAUGCUGACUGCUCAGACUGUGUAGAAGAGAGACCAAAAGUAACAACUACAACUAUAACUACCCCCCCAACAACUACAACCGUGUCAACAACUACAGAUGUCAAACAACCAGAAUGGACAACUCUCGCCAAAGAGCCAGAUGAUGCAGCAGUGCUUCUUCCAGUGGUGUUGAUAGUCUGUGUGUGCAUUCUCCUCCUCAUCAUUGCCACUCAGCUCAGAAAGCUGGAGCCACUUGGUUGCUGCACAUUUGAUGAUUCGUCAUCAAAGGACACACAGAGUACAGAAGAAGAGACUUUGCGCUUGCCUGAAGUGUGUACAGACCUCCAGGAAGUAUGGAUAAAAGAUGGAUCCGAUCAUCUCAAUGGACAAGUGACAGAGGGAAUUUUGUGUUGAACAUAAACAUUGAAUUAUAUUCUAAUACACACACACACACACACACACACACACACAUACACAGAGACAGACACACUUGCACGCACGCACGCACGCAUACACUCAUGCGCACAUGCAAAUGUAAAUGUAAAAUGUAAUGUAAAAUUAUAAGUUAGAGGUUAUCCUGUAUCUGUUUUCUUUCAAUUGGGACACUGUCUUCAGAAUGUCAAUUCAUUUCUGACAUUUGCACUAAAUUCUCUUCACGAUAGUACAAUUGCAUACCAAUUUGUGACCUUUUUUCCGGUGUAUAAUUCAACCAUUGCUUUGUGAAUUCCUUUCAAAUGAAUGGCCCUACAGAAACAAUGUUUUCAAUGUAAAAAAAAUAUUUUAGGUCACUCUGCCCAUAGACUAUCUUCAGAUGCUCAGAUGAUCAACAAACUAUCUGUUGAAACUCUGUUAACUGCAAUCUAUGGUUAGGGGAUAGGGGUUGGAUUUGGUUAAGAUGAUGUUCAGUACUGUAAUUGUUCAACAAUAUUUUUACAUACGGAACUUGAAUGUCAAUAGAUGAUCUCUGAAGUCUCUGUGGGUUGACUAUCCAAGUCAAAGUGUUCAAUCAAUGUGUUACCUAAUUGUAUUAUAGCUACACUAUAUCAAGCCCUUGGUGAUCUAAGAAUGCCAGUGGUAAACAGAGGACAAAGAAUAUGUUACCUCACCAAGGAUAGGUUCGG